Dendroctonus ponderosae (mountain pine beetle) is the source of this 1550-nucleotide messenger RNA. RefSeq names its product glutathione S-transferase 1. The transcript is spliced from 4 exons. NCBI's taxonomy places the organism in Eukaryota, Metazoa, Arthropoda, Insecta, Coleoptera, Curculionidae. Gene Ontology annotation, molecular function: glutathione transferase activity. The coding region runs from base 273 to 932 and encodes 219 amino acids. The record is from RefSeq and is a predicted model, not a curated record. Gene Ontology annotation, biological process: glutathione metabolic process.
UAAAAUUGUAUUCCAUAUAAAUCAAUUGUUUUAAUUAGCGGGAGGCAUUCUGCGGAUUAGUUUCUGUUUAGAACAGUUUACAAGUGCAAAGUGUAAAUCAGUGUUGGUUUUUUUGUGAAAAGUUUUGAAAGUUAUGGUAAUAUUUACCAUAAACACUCAACGGCCAUGUUUCAGUGUUGUGGAUUUCAAUUGCUAUCUGGCCCCGCAAGCGAUAGUACGUAGUUGCUUAAGUUCGCUUACAUUUUUAAAUAAAUCAAGUGGAAUUAUUGAAAAUGGCUCCAACAUUGUACAUGUCUGAAAUCAGCCCAUCUUGCAGAGCUGUUUUGAUGACGGCUAGAAUACUGGGAUUAACGUUGAAAGUGAAGAAAAUUGAUCUUUCGAAAAAUGAGCAAUUUACUCCUCAUUUCCUUAAGCAGAUCAAUCCCCAACAUACCAUUCCAACACUUAUUGAUAAUGGCUACGCAAUUUGGGACAGUCAUGCCAUCAUUGCGUUUUUGAUCGGAAAGUAUGGAGUUGAUGAUGAACUUUAUAGUAGCGAUAUAAUGGAACGUGCCCUAAUUGAUCAACGACUCCAUUUCGAUUCCUCGGUCGUUAAUAAUUUUACCAGAACGAUCUUGAAUCCGAUGCUUUAUGAAAACGUUUUUAUCGAUGUUGACGAUUAUAAGGAUUCCAUCUACAAAACGUACUCAAUAAUGGAGAAAUUUCUGAGAAGUUAUCCAUGGAUAGCAGGAAAAAAGCUGACGGUAGCUGAUUUGAGUCUGAUUCCUUCUAUUACAUCUCUGGACGUAAUAGUGCCUAUAAAAAGAGAGGAUUAUCCCAACCUUAAAAACUGGAUGGAAAGGGCCGAACAUUUACCAUGUUAUAUUGAAAACGAAAAUGGUUUGAACCUACUGAGAGAUAUGUUGCAGAAGAAGUGUUGUUGUCCCUGCUAAGGGCAGGGUAAUAAUGAUACAUGUUGUGUUUUUGUGUUAAUUUUUUUAGUUUAACUGUUAUUAAGAGGUUGUCUUUGUAACCUCCAAUUGUUUUAUCUUUUAUCAGCGUUAAUCAAGCAUUGAAAUCCGGCAUUUAAAAUGCCAAUGUCCUCAAAAUUAUUAGUUGUACUAGUUAAUCAAUACUUUGACAAUAUUUUUCAAUAUGAGUUAAAAAAUUUAAUCAAAAACCCUUUUCAAAUAUUAGUUGGAGCAGUUUUGAAACGUCUCGUUAUUUAUACAGGCUGUUUCAAAUUCAGUCAGAUUAAUUCGUUUCUUUCAACUUUCUCCUUAGUGAAUUCAGAGCCCAAGAGCGUGUUUUGAUGUGACAUGGAAAAUAAAUUGAGCAGUGCGUUUCGUUCUGAAAUAUCUCCAAAUCGUGAUGUUCGAAUGUACUUUCUGUUUGCCCCAUCGGAGCUUUGGUGAUAAUAAAUUACGAUUAAUGCUCUGAAUUUGGAACAGCAUGUAUUCUCCAUAUCUAAUUAGUUCUUAUUUAGUGGUAAGGCAUAGUAGGUAUAAACUUAGAAUUAUUUAGCUGAAAAUAAAGCUCAUGCUAUUAGAUAAUAAAUAUUUUAUAAACAU